Messenger RNA from Paramecium sonneborni, 1303 nucleotides. The record is from the annotation of a GenBank genome assembly. Lineage: Eukaryota; Ciliophora; Oligohymenophorea; Peniculida; Parameciidae.
AUAUGAUAAAAUCAUUGCCAUCUCGUAAUAAAAUGUUAAUAGAAUCACCAUUUGUGUGGUUGAAAGAGAAAGCAGAGAGAGAUCGAUAAAAUACAGGGUAAAAUUGAUUAAAUUUUUAGAGUCUCAUCUAAAUUAUGGUAUGUAAAAGGUAAGAUCUAUGAUUUAUCUGAAUUUGUAAAGUUACAUCCAGGAGGAGAUUAUUUUAUUACAUUAACAUAGGGUUAAGAUAUUACAGAAAUGUAUUAUAGUCAUCAUUUGAAUAUGGAUAAAUGCGAUACAAUUUUAUAGAAAUAUUAUGUUAAAGAUGCUGAUAAAAUUGAAUAAUACUUCGAUUAUGAUGAGAAGGGUUUUUAUCCUACAUUGCAUAGAAAAGUUAGUGAUUAUUUCAAAACUAGAGACAAAGGACCAACAUCAAUAAUGAAACUUGUUGUUUUUAUAGCUCUAUUUUCAUUUCUUAUGACAUUCUUAUUAACAUGUGUUUAUUAAAGUUAUCUUUGGGCAUUUUUAUGUGGAUAUACUCUAUAUGUUUGUUUUGGAUUGGCACAUAACUUUUUCCAUUAAGGUUCUUAUGAACCUAGAAGAUAUUUGGCUGAUUUAUCAUUCUUUUCACAUUUUCAUUGGGCAAUAACUCAUUGUAUUUCACAUCAUCAUUUUACAAAUAGUAAUAUAGAUUUAGAAAUCACAUUAUUUGAACCAUAUUAUAAAACUUAAAAAUCUAGACUUCCUAAUAAUAAAUUCUUACCAUACUAUAUAGAUGUAUUUUUUGCAUUAGCAAGCACACUUUAAUUUAUUUCUACUAUUUAAUUAAUAUUAAAAUGUGAGGAAAGAUUAAGGAAAGAAUAUUUUAUUCCAAUAAUUGAAUUCUUAAUCCUUUAUUAUUUUUGUGCAGAUGCUUUUGAUGGAUUUAAACUAUUUAUGGUUAUACAAACCACCUCUAGUUAUCUUACACUCAAAUAUUCAUUGAUUACUCAUCAUAAUAAUCUAUGUUAUACUGAUGGUUGUUCAAUUAUUCCAUCCAGAGAUUUUGGAAUAUACACUCUAUAAACUAGUCAAGAUCAUGAUCUACAAGUCAAAUUCCCAUUUAAUAUGUUUCUUUUCUAAGGAUUUAAUUAACAUAUCUUACAUCAUUUGUUUCCUACUGUGGAUGAGUCUAGAAUACCAGAAAUUCAACAUUUGCUUAUACAAACCAUUCAAGAAUUCAAAUUAUAACAUCUCUACAAAAUACGCACUGUUACUGAAUUAUACAAAGCUCACAAUGAUUUUGUUUUUGGAAAAUGAAUAUUCCUUAUUAUUUAAAUAUGGG